AUGUGCUCCUGGGUUGGUGGCCUGGGCUCUGGCCUAGGCCAUUCCCAGGGAGGAGUGGAUGGCAGUGAGACUUCCUUGACCGGCUCCAACUCGGAUCUCACCAUGGACUUUGGUGAUGUCAUAUCAUCUCAGACAGAAAUCAAUAGACUCCUCAAUGAGAUCCAAAGACUGGAGGCUGAUCUUACACUUUGGAAACAUUUGUCCAAGGGACCGAAUAGCUCAGACUCCAAUGCCAUCUGGAAACUGAAGAGCACCAUCAGGGACCUAGAAGAGAGGCGGAUGAGGGAGAUCGAGGAACAUCAACUCGGAGUUGCGAUACUGCACAGUGUCCAUCAAGAAAAACUGGCCGACAUCACUGACAGGCACCGCAAACAACUCCUCGAGUAUGAAAGACGGAUAGAAGACCUGCAACAUCAAGAGUCUGCCAGUCAUGGGAAAGAUGACUUACUUCAAGAAAGGGAAACUGAGCUUAGAAGGUUGAAGCAACAACUUGCAGAAAUGGAGCGGCUGAAUGACCGUUUAAACAACGUUGCUUCUGAUCUCAGAGCAGAAAACCAAAAGUUGGUUUUGGCGCUCCAGGAUGUAAGACAUCAGCUGGAAGAAUCUAUUCUCCGGAACAACGAGGAUUCUCUGGAAAACAACACUGCUGUGAGGGCUUUAAAAAUAGAAAAAGGACGGUUAAUAGCAAAAUUGGCUCGGGCGGAAAAGAAGCUGUUGGAGGAAACAAACAAGGAUGAGCAAACUAUCAAAGAAUUGUCCCCUUUAGAGCAUGUGCAUUGCAUUCAACACAGUCAAGAGAAAGACCUGGAAAUAGUACACCUCAAAAAGAGGAUCGAGCAGAUGGACGCCGACCAUACAGAAACGAAGGAAAUGCUGUCCUCUGCUCUGGAGGAGCAGAAGCGAUUGACACAACUCGUUAAAGAGAAAGAGAUGUAUAUUGAAGAACUUACAGGAAGUCCAGAGCUUCAGGAGGAAUUCGGUCAGUCUACCCAAACCUUCAGAAGUAAUGACAUUUCCCAGCCAUCCGUGGAGGACAAAGACAGGUGUCUCCCAUCCGUGACAGGCGAAAAUCCUCAUCUGAGAGAAGAACUGGAGAGCCUAGGACAACAGAGUCGCUCUGUUCCUGCGCUCGACCCUAAAAUCCUAGACGAGAUCGUAGAACUGGAGUGUGAGGUGUUUCACCUCCAGGAGUUAAAGGAUGAUCUCGAGGAGGAAAUCAGAGAGCAGCAGAAGAUCAUUCACAACCAGCAGCAGGGGAAGAUAGGACUGCUUCAUUCUUUACAAGAGCAGAAGCAGAAAGUGGAGCAGCUCCAAUACCAGCAGGAGCAGAUGAAUAUUGAACACGCUCAGCUCCUUUCAGCGAAAGACGAGGAGAUUCAGCAUUUGCAGGACACGAUAGACCAAAUGAAAGCCCGGUUGCCUGACAAAAGCCAGCACAUUCCGACAGAAGACUGUGAUGAUGUGGAAGUCCCAACCAGUCAGCCUCUUCCCAGACAAAACGCAAGUGAAAAGCUUGAUUCACGUGAAGCCGAAACUCAAAUAUCAGUCCUAGGAAUCAAAGAACACGAACUGGAGAUGAAGCUUCUAACUGAACAGAACAUCCGACUGACGGAACAGAUGGAUCGGCUCUCCAAAGAGGAGAUUGGUAAACUAACUCAGAUUAUCCAGCAGAAAGACUUGGAGAUUCAGGGUCUUUCCAGCAGGAUCUCUGCGGCUUCUCACAGCCAGAACCGGGACGUGGAGCGACUUCAGCGGCAAUUGCAAGAGUACGCUUGGAAAAGCGAACAGGUCUUGGCGGUCUUAAAUGAGAAAACGAGGGAGAACAGCAAUCUGAGGACAGAGUAUGACAAAAUGGCGGAUAGGAUGGCUGCCACAGAAGCAGACCUCCGGCGGAUGCAAGAGGAAAAUCAAAAACUGUCCACUAGAAUGGACAGUAGUGGUCAGGAGAUGUUUAGAGAAACGAUUCAGAAUUUAUCACACAUCGUUCGAGAAAAAGACCUCGAAGUGGAUGCGUUAAGUCAGAAAUGUCAGACUUUAUUGACACUCCUGCAACCCUCCAGCCCUGGUAAUGAGGUUCGAGGCGUUCAUAUGGAUCAGUUCAAGCAGCUUCUACAGGAACGGGACACAUUAAAACAGCGAGUGAAGAUCAUGGAAGAGUGGAAACAGCAGGUGAUGACCACAGUCCAAAAUAUGAAGCGUGAGUCACCCCAGCUUGAGAGAGAGCUGGCACAACUCCAGGCGCGGGCUUUCACCAGCAGCGAGAAGGAUUCUGAACUACCGACGACCUCUAGUGACCUGAUGCAGACGUACAAAGGCAAUGAAAUAAAAUUACAACAUUUAGAGAAGGAACUGGCACAAAUUCAGCUCAGCAUCGGGGAGCUUUGCAAUGCCAAGGAUCUCCUUCUAGGGAAACUGGACGUGAUUUUCCUCGAGCCCUCCCCCGACUGCUCAGAGUCAGCGGACUCUCUGGAGCCCGUGAAAUCUGACAGAGUGGGUGAGGCUUCUGAGUUGCUCCAAGUGGAGGUAGAAGAGCUGAGAAAAUCAAUGCAAGAAAAAGAUAGGAUGAUUCGAACCCUCCAGGAAGAUAAGCAGAGAUGGACUGAUUCAGUGGCUGCCACGUGGGAAGGAGAAGGCCCAGAACAGGAACACAGGGAUUCCGACAUCGAGCAGCUGAAGGAGAAACAGGCCGUUCUACAAAACUUCAUUCGGGAUCAGGAGCUCCGAAUCCAAGCGAAAAGUGAGGACUUGCUUUCUUUGCAGGAGAACUUCCGUAGCCAAGUGAGUGAAAAUGAACUUUUGAGGCAGACGGUCACCAAUCUGAAGGAGAGAAUAGCAGAGUUGGAAAUGGAUGUGUGUCAACCGAGAGAGGAAAAUGCAAAAGUCGAGGAAAACUCUCGAGAAAAGGCAGUGGGAGAUGAGGCAUUGCAAGAGACAGAUAGGCUGCUUUCAGUGAUGCGGAGAGAGGAGGAAUCCCAGGGUGCUGCGAUGAAAGAGAAGGCACUUGCUUUGGAGCAACUAUCGCAAGAGAGAGAAGAGCACGAGACCGGGGUAUUGAACCGGCCGGUCAGUGCAGUUCCAUCAAUGCAGGGAAAGACAGUUCUGUGCCAACAGGGGAGAGAUGAAGUCCUGUUGGCCCUGACACAGAAACAAAUGGAAACCUGUGCCCUCCAGAAGGAGGUUCGCCAUUUACGUGAGAGCGAAUUACGCCUAACCCAGGAGCUGGAGAGACGGCGACACCUCGCUCUAGAAGCCGAAGACGCUCAUCGCCGGGAAGCUCUGGCCUCAGAAGACAAAGUGGCUCAACUCAGGAAGGAAGUGACGGUCUUGCAGGGAAGACUCGUUUUGUCUUCCACUGCCAUGGAAAAUGCCAGCCGAGGAGCCAGUCUGCAGGUAGAGUCGCUGCAGGAGCAACUGCACGUGGUGACCCAGCAGAAAGAGGACACUGCGCUCCAGCUUGCUGCCUCGCAGGAAGAAGGAAGGCAGUAUGGUCACAUCCUAGCUGACCUCAAGUUGGAACUCGCCGAAUGGAUGGAAAAGGCAGACAGCCUCGAAGGAAAACUGAAGUCAUUGCAGGGACGAUUACAUAAAACAAAUGCUGACUUGGAGCUGAAGGAAGACCAACUCCAAGAAUUCCAGAAACAGAAUGAGGUCCAGCAGGAAAUCCUGGAGGACACACAGAAGAAACUGAUGAACUUAGUCAGUAAGUCCGAAGGAAUGGUGGACAAAACCCUACUAAGGAGACUCUUCCUGGGAUCUUUCCAAGCCCCUGACGCUGAACGGCAGGAAGCCUUAAGGUUGAUGGGAAGCAUGCUGGGGAUCCGAGAAGACCAGAUGCGGCAGCUGUUCAGUGAAGGGCCAGGUGGUGGUACCAGCUGGAUGAGUCGGGGGCCUGGAUCCAAAAGCGCCCCCAACACACAUGUGAAGCCAAAUCACCGACCUAUGGCCAAGAAUUCUUUUUCAGGGCUUUUCGUCCAGUUUCUAGAAGCGGAAUCUCAUUCAGCUUUGCCACCACCAAAGCCCUCUGCUCAUGACGUGAAGCCCCCAGAUCCCGGAGGAAGGGGAAAACUGGCUAUGAAACAAGGCCCAGCACGUCUGAACACUACCCUAGCAUCCACAUCCCGGAAAAAAGAUGUGAAGCCCCGCACCACAACGGUGUCUCUUAUUACCCCACCUGGACCGGAAGCGGAUGGAUCGGAGCACCUUCUUCUAAAUGCCGUCACUGAUGCUUUGCCCACGUACGCACCCCAAAUACUGUCACCUGCGGAGAAGGUUGGAAUGGCGGCCAAAGGCCUCUCAAAGAAAUAG
Mirounga angustirostris (Northern elephant seal) is the source of this 4305-nucleotide messenger RNA. RefSeq names its product thyroid receptor-interacting protein 11-like. The transcript has a single exon. Lineage: Eukaryota; Metazoa; Chordata; Mammalia; Carnivora; Phocidae. Gene Ontology annotation, molecular function: small GTPase binding. The record is from RefSeq and is a predicted model, not a curated record. Gene Ontology annotation, cellular component: Golgi apparatus. The coding region runs from base 1 to 4305 and encodes 1434 amino acids. Gene Ontology annotation, biological process: endoplasmic reticulum to Golgi vesicle-mediated transport; Golgi organization.